Molecule: messenger RNA, 3572 nt
Organism: Nelumbo nucifera (sacred lotus)
Lineage: Eukaryota; Viridiplantae; Streptophyta; Magnoliopsida; Proteales; Nelumbonaceae
Product: phosphatidylinositol 4-phosphate 5-kinase 6-like
Biological process (GO): phosphatidylinositol phosphate biosynthetic process
Cellular component (GO): plasma membrane
Molecular function (GO): ATP binding; 1-phosphatidylinositol-4-phosphate 5-kinase activity
Source: RefSeq, a predicted model, not a curated record
CGAAAAAAAAACCCCUCCACCUAAGCCCGACAAGGUCGACAAAGGUGAAAUGUCCUCCCCAAUCCAACCAAAAACAUCUCCCCCCAUUUUCUCAGACAAGGUCAAACUGAACCUCCCUGAACCCAUGGCCUCAUAGGCCCCCCUCCUCCCUUCCAUAAUAGCCAGAAAUGGAGAGAGAGAGAGAGAGAGAAGCGAGGAUGAAGAGACCGUUUGACGCGGUUCUAACUUCUAAGUUAAUUCGGAAGCCAGAAAAAAGCAGACCUUCUCAUUGAUUAACCUCCACAAACAUUCAAUAUCUCAAUAAUUUAAUCCCUUUAAUCUAAAAAUAACCACUUACACACCCAUGUUCGCUUCUCCCUCCAAAUGUUAGGCUUAUUAGCACUUAUCGGAGCUGAAACCAGUAGAAAAUUCAGAAAAAAUAAAGAAAAGAAAAUACCCAGAAAAAUUUGGGGAGGAAAACAAAAACCCAGACAUGGGAUUGUCCCUUGGUUCGAAAAGAAAAGGCCAGUACUUGGUUGCAUUGCGCCUUUUGCUUUCCCGUUAAUCAAAAACAAAACAAAUCUUACUUAACACAGAGAAAGAAUACACAAACGAACGCCCAAGGAAAGCAAAGAAGGAAAGAAAGAAACGUUCUGUGGAUUCGGGGAUUGAUAUGUUCAAUCUCUGUUUCUGGGUUCUGAAACGAAUUUCUUUAUUUGGGUUUGUAAUGGGUGAGGGUAUUCGGUAAAUGUGAGGUGGUGGAAGAAGUGAAGUGAGGAUGAGCAGAGAGUAUAGUGGCGCAAAAGCCUGGGAAGCGACUGUCCGUAAGACACAGGCUGCUGCGAAGAAGCGUGUGAGCGGCAUUUUCUCGACAAUGUCGGUUGCCCAUGUCGACGACGAGGAAGGUGGCGGCAGUGCCUCGGAAAUGUACUAUGCGGAGCGCAUGCUCUCUAAUGGCGACUUCUACACGGGGCAGUGGGUCGAAAACCUUCCUACCGGCACCGGGAAGUAUCUGUGGACCGACGGUUGCAUGUACGUCGGCGAGUGGUUUCGCGGGAAGACCAUGGGGAAGGGGAAAUUCUUCUGGCCUUCUGGGGCUACCUAUGACGGAGAAUUCAAAAAUGGGUACAUGGACGGGAAGGGAGUUUACACUGGUCCUUACGGGGAUACCUAUCGUGGGUCAUGGGUUAUGAAUCUCAAGCAUGGCCAAGGUACUAAGCACUACAUUAAUGGCGACUGUUAUGAAGGGGAGUGGCGUCGUGGUGCGCAAGAUGGACAUGGCCGGUAUCAAUGGAAGAAUGGGAAUAGCUACAUUGGGCAAUGGAAGAAUGGUGUUAUCUGCGGCAAUGGGACUCUGAUGUGGGCAAAUGGAAAUCGAUACGACGGGAUGUGGGAAGAUGGGAUGCCCAAAGGGAAUGGUACUUUCAGGUGGGCCGAUGGGAGCUUCUAUGUGGGUACUUGGAGUAUGGACCCCAAGGAACAGAAUGGGACUUAUUAUCCGUCCGGCACUUCGCCGGCGGCGAAUCUUGAUUGGGAUCCUCAGGUUGUGUUUUCAUCUGAUUUGAAUGAUUGCAAGGUUUGUCCUGGUGAGAAAGUCUCUGUUUUCCCGUCGCAGAAGACCCUUACUUGGCCUGGAUUUGAAGGAGAUGCGCAGAAGGGUGGGUGGAAGCCGUCGAAGCAUUCGGAUCCUGGUAAGCCGAGGAGAUCAUCUGUGGAUGGGAAGGGGGGUGCAGAUAAGUUUGAUAGAUUUUGCAUUUGGGAGAAUGAUGGGGAUGUUAAUUGUGACAUUAUUGAUGGAAAUACAUUGUUGGGGAGAGAUGGAGACGAUGGGAGUCUGCAGCUUGAAGAUACUGAUUCUAAGGGAACCCGGCAGCAGUUGAAACUGAAUCAGCCAAGGGAGGCGAAGCGGCAGGGGGAGACAAUCUCUAAAGGCCAUAAGAACUACGAACUCAUGCUCAAUCUGCAGCUAGGAAUCAGGCAUUCUGUAGGAAGACCUGCUCCAAAUGCAUCCCUUGAUCUGAAGGCUUCAGCUUUUGAUCCAAAGGAAAAGGUAUGGACAAAAUUCCCUCCUGAAGGAAGCAAGCAUACUCCACCACAUCAAUCCUCUGAAUUCAAAUGGAAGGAUUACUGCCCAGUGGUUUUCAGGACACUCCGGAAAUUGUUCAAGGUGGAUCCUGCUGAUUACAUGAUCUCCAUAUGUGGAAAUGAUGCACUCCGGGAACUUUCUUCUCCAGGGAAAAGUGGAAGCUUCUUUUACCUGACCAAUGAUGACCGUUACAUGAUAAAGACAAUGAAGAAAUCAGAAGUAAAAGUGCUUAUAAGGAUGCUUCCAGCCUACUAUAACCAUGUCCGUGCCUUUGAGAACACGUUAGUUACCAAAUUUUUUGGUCUGCAUUGUGUCAAGUUAACUGGGGCUGCACAAAAAAAGGUUCGCUUUGUUAUAAUGGGAAAUCUGUUUUGUACUGAGUACCCAAUUCAUAGGCGCUUUGAUUUGAAAGGAUCUUCCCAUGGCCGCACAACAGAUAAACCAGAGGAAGAGAUUGAUGAAAAUACAACCCUUAAGGACCUUGACCUUAACUUUAUAUUUCGACUGCAGAGAACAUGGUUUCAAGAGCUUCACAGGCAAGUGGAUAGAGACUGUGAGUUCCUUGAACAGGAGAGGAUUAUGGACUACAGUCUUUUGGUGGGCCUUCACUUUAGAGAAGCAUCAUAUAACAAGGACUUGGCUACAAAUGAGGGUAAUGGCGACCAAGAGAAUGAAGCAGCUCAACUUUCUAGGGUGGAGAUGGAUCAACUUCUUUUUGAUCCUACACGGUGGGCAACCAUCAGAUUGGGUAUAAAUAUGCCAGCACGGGUUGAACAGACAGUGAGAAGAAGCGAUUGUGAUACUCAACUGGUUGGAGAGCCCACAGGAGAGUUCCAUGAUGUGAUCCUGUUCUUUGGUAUCAUUGACAUACUCCAAGAUUAUGAUAUCAGCAAGAAGCUAGAACAUGCAUACAAGUCCAUCCAAUAUGAUCCAACGUCAAUAUCAGCUGUUGAUCCGAAGCAAUACUCAAGACGCUUCCGUGAUUUUAUAUUCAAAGUUUUCACAGAAGACACUUGAAUCCCAGCUUAAAGCCACUGCAACCGUUGCAUAUGGAUUUAACAGCAUUUGUUGACUUGUGUUGCCAGCUGAUAUUGGAUAAUUGUUGCAAUUGUUGCUGGCAGCCAUCCAUGUAUAGUGUCAGUCUUAGUUGAAAUACGUUCUACUUGCUGCCAAACAGGUAACCAAUGUGGCCAUAGACAUGGCCUUUGGAGGAUCAGUUGUGGCUGCCAGAAUUGCAUGUUUGAUAUGCAUUGCUCUUCUUUCCCUCUAUAUAUUAAUUAUAGAUUAUAUAAUAUGGUUGUCAAAGGUAUAGAUGAAAGCUUUUGACCUGGAAAUAUGCAAAGCUCAUUCAAAUUGUAAAUGAAUUUACCUGAGGGUAAACUGUACCAGAAAUUAUUCUUUAUGUACCCAAUUUUUUUUGUCUCAGAAGAUGAAGAGGAAUCUCUGGGAUUUUGGGAUUUGAAUAAAAGUGUACAGAGAGGUAAGGGAACUGAACCAAAUUUUGUCA